Molecule: messenger RNA, 4912 nt
Organism: Vanessa tameamea
Lineage: Eukaryota; Metazoa; Arthropoda; Insecta; Lepidoptera; Nymphalidae
Product: ELAV-like protein 1
Exons: 1
Coding region: 384-1466 (360 amino acids)
Cellular component (GO): ribonucleoprotein complex
Molecular function (GO): RNA binding
Source: RefSeq, a predicted model, not a curated record
GUGUAGCAACAUUUUAAAAAGAAAGUGAAGUGAAAGAAAUGAAUUUACGAGAAUAGGUCGCAAGUUGCAUAGAUUUUUGGUUGAUUUCCUUUUCACUUUACUUUAGUAUUUUCUAUAAUAUCUAAUAAACUAACGUUUAUUUGUGUUUCUGCUUACGUUUUGAUUCAACGGACUUGGUACUGUACCGCCUAAAAAGGGAUAAGUACGAGAGUGAACAGCAUCUUAUUGAUUUUCUUUCCUUGCAUAUGCUUUCAACCAACGCGAGCUGAAGUUCAUAUUACGUGUGAGAAAUCUAUGUUCUAAUUCAGAUUUAUCUGUUUUAAACCUCCUGGGCUCCAUUCCGGUGACAUUUCUUUCAUUUCGGUGUAAAUAUUUUAGUGAAAAUGAUGGCUAAUACACUUGAUGCCGUAAAUGCAAAUCAGCCUACGCAAAAUGGUAGUAAAGUUCAACCAUGCAAUAAUGAAUCUAAGACUAAUCUUAUAGUUAAUUAUCUGCCACAAACAAUGACUCAAGAAGAGAUAAGAUCACUAUUUUCGAGUGUAGGUGAAGUAGAGAGUUGCAAGUUAAUAAGAGACAAGGUUACCGUAUUUCCCGACCACAUUCUCAAUGGACAAAGUCUGGGAUAUGCCUUCGUCAAUUACCAUAAGCCUGAAGAUGCUGAAAAGGCAGUGAACACACUGAAUGGUCUUCGAUUACAAAAUAAAAUCAUAAAAGUGUCUUACGCCCGUCCGAGCUCCGAUGCCAUUAAAGGCGCCAAUCUAUACGUUUCUGGUUUGCCUAAACACAUGACACAGCAAGAUUUGGAGAAGCUGUUUAGCCCUUAUGGCACAAUAAUCAGUUCCAGGAUCCUACAUGAGAAUGUAAAUGUAGGGCAUUUACUGCAAGCAGGAAUUGAUGAGCAAAGUCUUCAGGGACCAUCAAGAGGUGUAGCAUUUAUAAGAUACGACCAGAGAAUUGAAGCUGAGAGUGCUAUACGUGAGCUGAACGGUACUGUACCACCAGGAGGUACAGGGCCUAUGACAGUGAAAUGUGCAAAUAAUCCAAGUAACCAGAACAAGGCACUUGCUCCAUUAGCUACAUACUUGGCUCCACCUACUGUUCGCCGUUUCCUAGGGCCUGCUGGUAAGGCUCUUCUUGCUAUUAAUAAAGGUCUCCAGCGGUACUCUCCAUUAGCUGAUCCUCUUGUACAAGGUAAUGCUUUGGGGGGUUCGGGUUGGUGCAUCUUUGUGUACAAUAUUGGAGCUGAUACAGAAGAAAGCAUUCUUUGGCAAUUAUUCGGCCCAUUCGGUGCCGUCCAGAGUGUUAAGAUAAUAAGAGAUCCCACAACCAACAAGUGUAAAGGUUAUGGUUUUGUUACUAUGACUAACUAUGAUGAAGCCGUUGUAGCUAUUCAGUCAUUGAACGGCUACUCCUUAAAUGGUCAAGUGCUGCAGGUCAGCUUCAAAACCAAUAAGAGUAAAUCCUAAACUAUUUAAAAUCUAGUCAAUAAAUUGUAGUUAAUGCAAAAUGUUGAUCUUAAACUCUGUCAUGGUUUGUCAUCUGUUUGAUUAAUCUAGCAUUGUUAGGUAAUAGUGAUGCAAAUCAUGACAUGACACCAAUUCUAAACCAGUGUUCAUUAUAAAAGUACAAACAAACUUGUCACACAUAAGUAACAUCACAGUAAUGGCUAAGGAAAGUAUUAUUUAAAAGACGAUAAGGACAAUUCACACAUUUAAGAGCUAAAUCAUUUCAAUGUCCAACUUUGUGACUAAGCUGGUCUAUAUGUCACUCAUUCACUUGUCUUAUUCCAUUAAAUUUCUAAUAGAGUAACAGUGAAUAAAUAAACUAUAAUACUCUUUAAUUGUAAAAGGUCAGAUGUUUGCAUAAUUAUGACAAAAUAAAUAAUCUUGUGACUUAAAAUGUUGAGAUAUGUAAUGCUCGCUACUUUUACAAUGAUGACUCUUCGACUCUGAUGUUUAUUACUCCAUGACAUCCAUUUAGUCCUAAAUCUAAUAUGUAAAGAUUGUAAGGAGGAUGUAAGUAAUUUUAAAUAAACACAGAUAAAAAAUAGUGAACAUCAGAAAUAUUGUCCACAUUUUACCUUUCCAUAAAGCUAAUGAAUAAUAAUUGACAUAAAAAAUAAUGUUGAUAGAUCAUUAUCUGAAAUAAAAAGAAAAUAUUUAUUUUUACAAAUAUCACCAGUGCAAUAUUAAAAUUUACUAUAAGUAAAAAAAAUUAAAAUAUAUAUUAUGAUAACAGUGCAAUUAUAAACAUCUAUUUAUACAUGGAAAUAGUAAUUCAGCAAUAAUAUAUUGUAUAUUUAAAAACAAAAAUGUACACCUAAUGUGUUUUUGUGUAAGUCUACCAAAGAUGUCAAAAAUAUGACUGAUUUAAUCAUUAGAUUAAAUAUUCAUGAAUACAUUAUGUAUAAACUACUUCCAUAGAAGCUUCUAUUUUAAUUAAAAAAUUAAAUAGGGAUCUAUCAUUAAUUAAUGAUUAUCUGGAGCUUGACUCGUGCACAAAGUCCUAUGUAAGAUUUAUUAAAAAUCACUUAUAUAGAGCCAUAUUAAUUAAAUAUGUACCUAAUUUAAAUUUUAACUUUUGUUUGCUUAUUAAACUUCUAUGGAUAAAAAUGUUUGCUUUGACAAAAUGCAUUUCAAUCAGCCAAAUAUCUCAAUCAAAAUUAUGAUGUUGGAGGACCAUGACGAAAAAAUUUUAAUCGAUCAACAUUUUAUGAAACGAAAUUUUGUAAUCUUGAAUAUGACGCAUUCUAUUUGCGGCCACAUUUGUAUGUUUAUAUUAGGAGUCAAGUUGUUUAAAAUGUUUUCUGGAGGAUACCAUCUCGAAUAUUUUGCUUCAAGCAACUCCUGGUUAUCCUUCAAGAACAGUCUUUUAAAUAGAUCCCGGUGAUAUAGAAUUUAACAUGUAAAGACUAGCUCUCAUGGGUGUCUAAGUAUAAUGGCUAUGAGGCUUUUGUAGUGUGUUGCAAAGCAUAGGAGAUCUGAAAUGACCUAUGUUCUUGCUAUUUGACUUUCAUGAUAUUGUCUCUCUAAUUCAUUUGAUUGUAUAAUCGCUAUUUAUUAUUACAUUUAAGUAAUGUAUAAUUCAUAAUUUAUUAUCGUAUUAGUAAAUAGUACUAUUAUAGAUUUCUUUUGAUGUUAUAAUUAUUAAUAUAUUGUAUUAGCGUAAGUUCAAAAUUAGUUGGGUAUAAAAUAAUCAGUAAUUCAACCUUAUAAGAUACCUUAUACCUUUCUCAUUAUUUAUAUUUAAUGCAAACUAUUCAUGUUUAGUAGUUUUUCGUAAUAGCUAAAUUAUUUCUAGAUAAAUGAUAAACGCAUAUCAUUGACAAGUACUGCUGUGGUCAGAAUUUCUCAAAUGUAUGGGGCUUGUAUAAUGCAUUUUUGUAAUAAGUAUUUUUAAUUUCUAUAAAAGUUAACGCACAUCAUUCACGUUGCUGAGCCGGAAUAUGUACGAUCUGAAUUAAUUAAGUCGAUAUUCUCGCGAUUUUUAUAGAAUAAUGACUGAGUAUAUGUCUCUAUUCAUAUUUUUUAUGGACAUGAAGUGGACAGUCAACGUAUCUGAUGUGAGUGUAUUAAGGUUACUACUGGUAAGUAUAAAUAUUUCAUUAAGAUAAAUAAUUAUUUAUUAAAGUACUUAACUUCAUUGUACUAGUCACUUAUAAUUUGCGCAACGUUAAAUGUUUAAGUACCUUAAGUAUUUAAAAAUAAAACUGUGUUCUGUAAUUUAAAUGUAGCUUAGGUUUUGGUUUAAAAUUAUGUUGGUGUGGUGUUUUUACAUAAGUAUAAUACGAAGCACACGAAAUUAUAACGAAUGGUGUGUACAAAACUAGUCACAGGUAAAUGUACCUCACAAUAGAUAUAUUUCAAAAUAUUUUGGGUUGUAAACAAAAAUUUUGCAAGUGCCGCACUUCAAAUUAGAUUUUUCUGUAUUUUUUUUUAAUAUCAAUACUACUCACUUAAAUGUAUGUAAUACUCGCACGAAAUUUCAGAUUAAUGUAGUACAAAGUAGAUUAAUUACUAUUCUAAUUACAUUUUCUUUUCUUUUUGUCAAUCACAGCGCUCGUAUCACUCAUUAUUAGUACAUUUUGUGAUCUAUAUUACAGUUAUAUUAUUAUAAGAACAUUCGUAAUUACCCCUUUAAUUAUAUAAGGAAAGACUAAAGUAAAUGUCACGAAUAAAUACAUUUCAGUGCAUGAAUCUCAAAAAUAAAUUUGUAUCCAUUUAAAUUAGUUAAAGAUAAAGUUCUUCCACGUCUUUAACAAUAAUGAUAAGUAAUUAUUAAAUGUUACCGAUAUAUUUCUUACACUAAACAAACAUCGAAUUACUAACUCAGACAAAUAAAUAUUAAUGUGCUCAAAAUAAGUAAAUGUUAACGCCCAAAAUAUUUUGGAUUAUGAAUUUAAAAGUAUAGCAUAGUUCGUGUUGUGUUGUCCCUGACUUGAAUAUAUGCUUACAAUCGAAUGAAGAAGCACAGCGUUAUAUGAGAAUGUUCACGCCAAUAUCGUUUUUAUCGCCAUCCAUACACCGACUAAAAUGGUUAACACCAUUUUGGCGGAAUCGAUUAAAAACGCACCUGACCCAUUUAUUGUUUUGUUUUUUUAAUUUUUUCGUGCUAUUUAUUUGUUUAGUAUAGUAUCAGUUAUUAACUAACAUAUUCAAUUUUAAGCGAUUAUUUAUCCCUAACAUUUAAUAAAUUUUGUUUAUUUAUUUUUUUGUUCUGGGCAGGUUUGGGUUCUGUAACGUAAGGUUUGGCCUAGGACAUAGAUAGAAUUGUAAGACAGAGUACAAAUCGCCGACAAUGUGUUGAAAUGUUUGGCUUACAAUACAUUAAUCUUGAAAUGUCAACGAAUGUAAUCUGAGUAGGGAAUAUUGAUAUAGACAUUAAAUAUCGACAUUAGCAAUAAUGUAAAAAA